This is a messenger RNA of Salarias fasciatus (jewelled blenny), 3966 nucleotides long. RefSeq names its product USO1 vesicle transport factor (gene uso1). The transcript has 27 exons. The record is from RefSeq and is a predicted model, not a curated record. The coding region runs from base 207 to 3137 and encodes 976 amino acids. Lineage: Eukaryota; Metazoa; Chordata; Actinopteri; Blenniiformes; Blenniidae. Gene Ontology annotation, cellular component: Golgi membrane; ER to Golgi transport vesicle membrane; cytoplasm. Gene Ontology annotation, biological process: endoplasmic reticulum to Golgi vesicle-mediated transport; intracellular protein transport; vesicle fusion with Golgi apparatus. Gene Ontology annotation, molecular function: protein binding.
GUAUCGCCACGUUUGCGCGCAUGCGCAGUGCCCUCGCAGUUGUGUUCCGGGGUCGGUCUGUGUACACUGAAAAUACAACCAUCACAGUGUGCUUGUUUACCUCAGUUUUGACACAUUUAUUGUCCUGGCCACUGAGGGAGUGGAUACGCAGCUUCCUCUGAAGGGAGAGACGCUUUGAAUACGGCACCGAGAGGACGUGUGUGGAGAUGAACUUCUUCAGGGGAGUGAUGGGCGGGCAGGCAGCCGGGCCGCAGCCGUCAGGAGCGGAGACGAUCCAGAAGUUGUGUGACCGGGUUGCCUCCUCAACGCUCCUAGAAGACCGCAGAGAUGCUGUCCGGGCUCUGAAAUCCCUCUCCAAGAAAUAUCGCAUGGAAGUUGGCACACAGGCGAUGGAUCACUUGAUCACCAUACUGCAAACUGACAGAUCCGACUCUGAAAUCGUCGGCUAUGCAUUGGACACGCUUUACAACAUCAUCUGCAAUGAUGAGGAGGAAGAGCAAGAUGAAUCAGAAGAUGCUGUAACCCCUCUCCCUGCCUCAGGGAAGCAUAAGAAUGUGUCCAUGCCUGAUGAGAAUGCCCAGAAGCAGGCAGAUGACCUGGGUGCCCAGUUUACAGACAAGUUCAUAGAAGACCCGGAGCACAUCACCCUGCUGCUCACUCUGCUGGAGGAAUUUGACUUCCAUGUACGCUGGCCAGGGGUGAAGCUGUUAACCUCUCUCUUGAAAAACCAGGGCGUUCAGGUCCAGGGUAUCAUUCUGGUCAGCCCCAUGGGCGUUUCCAGGUUGAUGGACCUGUUGGCGGAUUCUAGAGAAGUCAUUCGCAAUGAUGGCUUGUUGUUGCUUCAACAACUGACUAAAGGCAACGCAGCCAUCCAGAAAAUUGUGGCAUUCGAAAAUGCAUUUGAGCGUCUCCUCGAUAUCAUCACAGAGGAGGGCAGCAGUGAUGGAGGUAUUGUGGUGGAGGAUUGUUUGUUGCUCCUCCUGAACUUGCUGAAGAACAACAGCUCCAACCAGAACUUCUUCAAGGAGGGCUCUUACAUCCAGAGAAUGAAGCCCUGGUUUGAGGUCGGCGACGAUAACUCGGGCUGGUCGGCGCAGAAGGUCACCAACCUCCACCUCAUGCUGCAGCUGGUGCGAGUCAUGGUGUCUCCAGUUAACUCUCCUGGAGCUACAGCCAGCUGUCAGAAGUCCAUGUACCAGUGUGGCCUGUUGCAGCAGCUCUGCACCAUCCUCAUGGCUACUGGUGUCCCUGCAGACAUCCUCACCGAGACCAUCAACACUGUUUCCGAGGUUAUUCGGGGCUCUCAGGUCAACCAGGACUACUUCGCUUCUGUCAAUGCUCCUUCAAACCCACCAAGACCAGCCAUCGUGGUGCUGCUGAUGUCCAUGGUUAACGAAAGGCAGCCCUUUGUGCUGCGCUGUGCAGUGCUUUAUUGUUUCCAGUGUUUCCUCUACAAAAACCAGAAGGGUCAGGGGGAGAUCGUGGCUACGCUGUUGCCCUCAACCAUCGAUGCAAACUCCAUUUCAGCCGGCCAGCUGCUGUGCGGCGGCCUGUUCUCAGCAGACUCUCUGUCGAACUGGUGUGCGGCUGUGGCGCUGGCGCACGCCCUCCAGGACAACCUCACUCAGAAGGAGCAGCUGCUCAGGGUUCAACUCGCCACCAGCCUGGGCAAGCCUCCCGUGUCCCUGCUGCAGCAGUGCACCAACAUCCUGUCCCAGGGUGAUAAGAUCGUCCGGCGGGGCAGUAAAGUGCAGACCAGGGUGGGCCUCCUCAUGCUGCUGUGUACGUGGAUCAGCAACUGUCCCAUCGCGGUCACGCACUUCCUACACAAUCAGGAAAACGUUCCCUUUCUCACUGCUCAGAUCUCAGAGAACCUGGGGGAGGAUGAGCGGCUGGUGCAGGGCCUGUGCGCGCUGCUUCUCGGCAUCUGCAUCUAUUAUAAUGACAACUCACUGGAAAACUACACAAAAGAGAAGCUAAAGCAGCUGAUUGAGAAGCGCAUCGGAAAGGAAAACUUUGUAGAGAAACUCGGCUUCAUCACCAAACACGAGCUGUAUUCACGGGCCGCCCAGAAGCCGCAGCCUGUCUUCCCGUCUCCAGAGCAGAUGCUGUUCGACCACGAGUUCACCAAGCUCGUCAAAGAGCUGGAGGGUGUGAUCACCAAAGCAGUUCACAAGUCCAGCGAGGAGGAGAAGAAGGAAGAGGAGGUGAAAAAGACAUUAGAGCAGCACGACAACAUUGUAACUCAGUACAAAGAGCUCAUUCGAGAACAGGACGCUCAGAUCCAGGAGUUGAAGGAACAGGUAGCUUCAAUGACAUCUCAGCAUGAACAGAUGCAAACUACAAUCACCCAGCAGCUGUCCCAGAUCCAGCAGCACAAAGACCAGUACAACAUCCUCAAACUAAAGCUAGGCAAAGAGAACCAGAGUCAGCCGAACAACCAGGGAGACAGCUCUCAGAUGAACGGGCUCCAGACAGAAGAGCUCUCCCAGCUCAGAGAGGAGGUCGAGGAGCUACGCAAGCAACACACACUCCUCCAGUCACAGCUCAGUGACAAAGACGCACUCAUCAGCAGCCUGAAGUCGGCACCUGCAGAGACAACGGAGGGAUCAGCAGAAGGACCAGACAACACCAAACUGCUUCAGGAGUUGGAUGAUUUAAGAAGUCAGGUCCAGUCCCAAUCUGCAGAAAUCGCCCAGCUGAAGUCAGAGCGACAAGAUCUGCUCAGAAAAGUUGAAGAUGGGGAGUCCAGCUCAGUCCCCAGCAGUGACAGCUCUCUAGAUGCUGCCAAGAUGUCAAAACUAGAGAACAGACUCGCAGCACAGACGUCCGAGACAGAGAGGCUGAAGGAGGAGGCGAAGAGCCUGUCAGACAGCCGGGCGGACAUGGAGCAGCAGCUCGCCUCGGCCACGAGCACAGUAGCCAUCUUGCAAACCGAGAAGACGAAGCUUCAAACUGAGGUCCAGGAGUCCAAGAAGGAGCAGGACGACCUGCUGAUGCUUCUGGCAGACCAGGAUCAGAAGAUCCACAGUCUCAAACAAAGACUUAAAGACCUGGGAGAGACGGUGGAAGAUGAGGACGACCUCGAUGCCAGGGACCAGACCGACGACGAGGAUGAAGACGACGACGAGGAUUAGUUUCACUGGAAGUAGACAAGGAAAGACUUGGUAGAAGCACCAGAGGAACUGAAGACCCAGACUAACAUAUGGAAGCAGUUUCUGAUCCCAGUGGCCAUGCUGUCUUCAUUCUUCUUCACCCAGUCACUUCACAUGUGUUUGUUAGAUUUCUCUGGAUUAUCUGUUGUUCCCAAUGAGGUUCUUCUUUCCAUGAGUUCAGUUUCCAGGAGUUCUGAACUCAUCAGUGCAUUCAUCUCUGCUCCGUUUGACCAUCACGUUUGAUUUUGCUGGUCUUGUGGCUAUUGUUAUUUAAUGUCGGAGAGUUUAUAAUCACAUCCAUAAAAGAAAAACACUAAAAGUCAGUUUUAACCCACAAGUUAUUUGGAAAACUUAGAGAAGAACGUAGAAAAAUGCAGCGAUGACCAGAUUUAGCAUCACUUGCUUUUUAUCUUUGGCUCAGGCUCUUCAAGCUGCCUUUUUCCCAUCAUGCACUGCUUCUGUCGCCAGUGCACCUGCAGUAUGCCACUGUGCUUUGCCCCAAAUUGAUCUGCCUUCACACCCAGAAAACCAUUUUGAGUUCUGCAUCUCACAGUAUUGACGCCUGAGUUGUUGUAUUUGCCCUUGAAGACUCAAUGUGACCGCUCCCUACAAUAUGCUGCAGAAACACUGACAGAAAACAUGUAGAAACAAAUAUUUUUGCAACCUUUUGUCAAAUACUGGCAUCCAGCUUCUGUAUGAUAUGUUGUAACUUAUCAAUUUAAGAGCCACAUUGAAAUGAAUAAAGAGUCUAUCUGUAUGCCUGUAUGGAGGAUUAAUUGUAGAUAAAUUAAAUUUUACUAAUCCACUGUGA